CAUGACAACAGCCAGGCUACGGAGGACAGGGAGCGGGAGAAGCAGUUGGCCAGGAAGAGGCUCUACGUGGUCUCAGCUGUUUGCUUGGUCUUCAUGAUCGGAGAGAUCCUGGGUGGUUACUUUGCGGGGAGUCUGGCGGUAAUGACAGACGCCGCCCACCUGCUGGUAGACUUCGCCAGCUUCAUCAUCAGCCUGGUGUCUCUGUGGCUCUCGUCCAGACCCGCCACACCCACACUCAGCUACGGCUGGCAUCGUGCAGAGAUCCUAGGCGCUCUCCUCUCGGUGGUGACCAUCUGGCUUGUGACAGGUGUGUUGGUCUACCUGGCCGUGCAGCGGCUCAUCAGAGAUAAUUACGAGAUCGAGGGGACCAUCAUGCUCAUUACCUCAGGCUGCGCUGUGCUUGCAAACAUCAUUAUGGCUUUCACCUUGCACCAGUCCGGGCAUGGGCACAGCCAUGGGGGCCUCAGUAGCGGGCACAGCCACAGCCACGGAAACAAGGACAAGGGCAACCAUGGUCACAGCCACGCGGUGGGCGAUAGGCACGGGCACAGCAACAAAAGUAACCACUCACACGGUAACGGUAACCAGGAAAACCAUUCCCAUGGAAACGGCGAUGUGGAGCAGCACGGUAGGGUGGACGUUCAGCGGUAUGAGUUGUCGGAGUCGCAACCUCAGGCCAACGCCAGCGUGCGUGCCGCCUUCGUGCACGUGGUGGGAGACCUGCUCCAGAGCAUCAGCGUGCUGGUCAGCGCCAUCAUCAUCUUCUUCAAGGUCAGUGGUCAGAGAACAACUGGGCCCGAGUAUAAGAUAGCUGACCCUAUCUGUACAUUCCUGUUUUCCAUAUUUGUCCUGGGAACCACCAUCACCAUUCUGAGAGACAUCCUGAUAGUCCUCAUGGAAGGCACCCCAGCUGGAGUGAAGCACGGUGAGGUGAGGGACCGGCUGUUGGCAGUGAAGGGGGUGAAGUCUGUCCAUAGCCUCCAUAUCUGGGCCCUGACUAUGAACCAGAAGGUGCUGUCAGCACACGUGGCUAUAGAUGACUUAGUGGAUGCCCAGCCAGUUCUAAGGGAGAUGACCCAAACUUGCUUCUCCAACUACAACUUCCAUUCAGUCACCAUACAGCUGGAACAACAAGCCGACCAGAAGCCUGGGUGUAGCCUGUGUGACGACCCCAAAAUAUAG
Messenger RNA from Salvelinus namaycush (lake trout), 1182 nucleotides. RefSeq names its product zinc transporter 8-like. Gene Ontology annotation, molecular function: zinc ion transmembrane transporter activity. Gene Ontology annotation, biological process: response to zinc ion; response to glucose; insulin secretion. NCBI's taxonomy places the organism in Eukaryota, Metazoa, Chordata, Actinopteri, Salmoniformes, Salmonidae. Bases 94 to 1182 code for a protein of 362 amino acids. The record is from RefSeq and is a predicted model, not a curated record. Gene Ontology annotation, cellular component: plasma membrane. The transcript has 7 exons.